Staurois parvus is the source of this 344-nucleotide messenger RNA. The record is from the annotation of a GenBank genome assembly. Lineage: Eukaryota; Metazoa; Chordata; Amphibia; Anura; Ranidae.
CACUACAGUCCAUUUAACAUGAUUUCCUAUGGGACAUGUUCACAUCUCUGCGUUUUCACCCAGUGCCUUUUUGGAAAGGGUCAGGGACUUUUUUAAAUGCAAAAAGUUGCAUUUUUGGUUCUAUAGACUUUAAUGGAAACGCUGCAGAAGAGCAUGUAGUGAGUUUUUGCUACGUUUUUGAUGCAUUUUGCAUUUUAAAUCUGCCUAGCAACAAGAAGAAAAAGCAAAACGCAGCAAAAACACUGCCAAAACACGUGCAAAAAUGCAACGCAAAACGCACUGCAGAAACGGAUCAAACGCAAACUCCAUAGGUGUGAACCUAGCCUAAGGGUAGAUUCACACCA